AACGGCUUUUCAAAAUUCUUUUCUGUCCCAACGGUUAUUCGCCACUUCUUCGUCUCUUCCUUAUUGAUGCCUCCCCUUUCCCAUUCUCCAUUUGUCAACUCAAAGUAUAGAGCCUUAGAAGAAGAUAUUUUCUCUCUUUUAUCCGCCUCCACCAGCUUCACUCACAUCCUGCAAAUUCAUGCUCGAAUCUUCACCCUCGGACUUCAUCAAAACAACUUCAUAGCCACCAGACUCGUGAACCUCUGCUCCUCCACCUCUUCAGUCAACCAUGCCUGCCUUACCUUCCACCACAUCGCUAACCCUACUGUCGGUCUAUGGAAUGCUUUCAUCAGAACACUCUCCCAGAAAAAACUCCCAUUUGAAACCCUCAGUACAUAUACCCAGAUGAAAAAAGCCCGAAUCCCACCGGAUAAUUUUACUUUCCCCUUCGUUCUUAAGGCUUGUUCUCUCCUUUCCCCGACCCCGCCAAUCGGCCCUGCUAUCCAUGGUGAGAUUAUUAGGACUGGGUUUGAAUUUGAUCCUUACAUUCGGAACUCAUUGAUUGAUAUGUAUUCAAAAUAUGGCUGUCUUGAGAGUGCAUUCUUUUUGUUCGAAAGAAUGACUGUGAGAGAUAUUGUUACUUGGAAUAGCAUGAUUGCGGGGUGUUUCCGGAGAGAAGAUGUGGAGAGGGGUAGGGAGCUUUUUGAUAGGAUGCCAGAGAGGAAUGUGGUUAGCUGGAACACAGUGGUUUCGGGUUGUGCACAUAAUGGGCAAGCUUUGGAGGCAUUGAGGCUUUUUAGGAGGAUGCAGUCGGAAUGGAUCCCACCGAAUGAAGUAACGCUUCUCAGCGUUAUGUCUGCUUGUGCACAGGCAGGUGCAAUUGAGAUUGGCAAGUGGGUGCACCGAUAUAUUGAGAGGAAUAAUAUCAAGUUGGAUGUGUACUUGAGUAAUUGCUUGAUAGAUAUGUACUCAAAAGGAGGGAGCUUGCAAGAUGCUCGUAAGGUGUUCGAUGCAAUGGUAGAAAGGACUGUGGUUUCUUGGAACUCAAUGAUUGCUGGCUUGGCUAUGCAUGGAUGUGGUGAGGAUGCAGUUUUGCUGUUUGAGGAUAUGGACAGGACAGGUGUAGAACCUAAUGACAUUACUUAUAUCGCCAUAUUAUCUGCUUGUAAGCAUGCCGGAUUAAUUAAAGAAGGGCGGCAGUAUUUCAAACAUAUGGUGGAAAAGCAUGGGAUCACACCUAAGGUUGAGCACUAUGGCUGCAUGGUUGAUCUCCUUGGUCGUGGAGGUUGUUUAAUUGAGGCUCAUGAACUGAUAAAAAAUAUGCCCAUCCCGCCAGAUGCUGGUAUCUGGGGUGCCUUACUUGGUGCGUGUCGAACUCAUGGGAAUUUGGAGCUUGCGGAACAUGCAGUGGUUUGCCUCCUUGAGUUGGAGCCAUGGAAUGCAGGCAAUUACGUCCUUCUGUCUAAUAUUUAUGCAGCAAGAGGUCUUUGGGAUGAUGUUGAAGAAGUGCGGAAGAAGAUGAAAGGAAAGAGGGUCCAGAAAACUCCAGGGUCGAGUUCUAUUGAGGUUGAGAGUUCAAUUCACGAGUUUAUGAUUGGAGAUAGGUCUCACCCUCGCUCAAAGGAGAUAUAUGAGAAGUUGGAUGAACUGGCAAUGCAAUUGAAGCUUGCAGGCUAUGUACCAGAGACAGACUCCGUGUUGCAUGAUAUCUGCGAGGAAGAGAAAGAGAAUGCUCUAAAUGUUCACAGUGAGAAGCUUGCCAUUGCAUUUGGGCUCAUUAGCACAGCCCCAGGAAUGACUUUAAGAGUCAUCAAAAACCUGAGAGUAUGUAAAGAUUGUCAUUCUGCCACUAAACUAAUAUCAAAAAUUGUCAGCAGGGAAAUAAUUGUCAGAGACCGAAUUCGAUUUCACCAUUUUAGGGAUGGAAUGUGUUCUUGUAAGGAUUUUUGGUAACAUCCACUGCAUUUUCUUUGGAAAGCAGUUAAAACACACAAAUGAUAGGCUACAAUCCUUUGAGCAUUUCAAUGAGAUAAUUGAUAAUUCUUCUUCCGGAUUCUUCAAUCUCUCACUGCCACCGCAUAUCAAAGGGGCAAAAGAGAUACAGUAGGACAACGAAGUGGGGUGAACGCCGCGAACCUAGUGUUGAUGGGAAAAUCCUGCUGACACCAGUGCAGAAGGAUGCAU
Molecule: messenger RNA, 2163 nt
Organism: Telopea speciosissima
Lineage: Eukaryota; Viridiplantae; Streptophyta; Magnoliopsida; Proteales; Proteaceae
Product: pentatricopeptide repeat-containing protein At3g62890-like
Exons: 2
Coding region: 67-1932 (621 amino acids)
Biological process (GO): RNA modification
Molecular function (GO): protein binding; RNA binding; zinc ion binding
Source: RefSeq, a predicted model, not a curated record